CCACUAUCUACCAGCAUGUCUUUAGCCAGCCCACAGCCCCUGACCCCCGAGGGCAGCGUAGAGGCGUUCUACGUUCAUGAGCCGUAUGUGCUCACCUUCGGCAAAGACAGCGUCGAUAUCUGGCGGGCAGGCGGCCCGCACGGGCGCCUCGAGCAUAUCGCGACCCUCGCCCAGUUCGUACUCGCUCCGCCGUCUCGCCUCGACCCCGUCUUCGACACCGACCGCAACCUCAUCAUCAUCGCCGAUGGCGCUCACGGCGAUGGCUUACCUUCCCUCGUCGUCUUCAGCCUCGUCGAUGGCCAGCUCAUCCGUAAGCUCGAGCUGUACGGCAGCCUGAACGAGAAUGGGCUCCCGUACGCCGACGGCAAGAUCCUGGUCGCCAUCGAAGAAGACAAGGAACACUUCCCACCCCAUGGCCUAACCAAGAUCUUGCUCUGCGACGUUGUGGGGGAUGGCGGUAUUCUCGGCAGUGUCAAUCUUCCCGCGCGCCUCCAGGCUCGCGAGGAGCUGCGACUGAACACGGACGGAGGCGUGCUGCUGCCCGUCCACGUCCGGCCGAACGGCGAUAUCGUCGCGACAUCCUCCCAAGCAUGGGGCGAGAAGAUGGAGAUCCUGUUCUGGCGCGGGGCGGACAUUUCGAGGUCCCCUGAGCCAGCGGCGAGCUUCACGCUCGACUGUGGAAUCGAGGACGGUGAUACGAUCUACCCGAUCUGCAGCGCACCUCUGGACGAGAAGACGCGCUUGCUCGCCGUCUACGAGGCGUUCGGUAGCACGCCCCAGGUGGGGUCCGCCUGCCAGACGUCGAUCUUCGCCAUCGACGCGGAGACCAUGACCAUCCGGUGGCACGCGAAGCCCAUCGGAGGCUGCGUGCACACCAUUCGGUAUAUCGCUGCGCUGGACGUCAUCAUCGCCUUCGGACAGCACCAACAAUGGCAACAUGACGACGAAUAUGACGACGAAAGUAAGCGCGACACGUUCCAGUAUGUAGUUGCCCUCGACCCCGCGACUGGCAGCGAGCGGCGGAUGGAGACGAUCAACCACGGCGUGCAGGGAAGUGCAGUGAUAUACAGCGGCCUCAGUCGGAUUGCAGAUGACUUCGUAGUCGUCGUUGUUUUCAACGACGGGUCAACGUGCGCUGUCGACUUGAGGCGUUUCCUCGAACAUGGCUUCCUGAGGGAAGGAGAGCGGUUGGUGGUCUCCAGGUCGCCGCUGGGAGAGGGGUUCAAUGUCAACGGCGAGGUAGCCGUAGCUGGACAGACGGUGAUCGUUUCCGUCGGCCCUGGCAGGGGGGCAAGUAGCUUGUAUUUCAGUCUCCCGUAGAGCUCCAGGAGGACGUUGAAGACGACGACAUGGGAUGUGCUGCGUUGUUGUUCUUGAUUGAAUCACUUGUGUGUACUGCUGUAUACUUCAUAACUUGGAACAAAUUUCUUGCAUGUCGACAAGUCGGAUACAGGCACUGCGCGAGCACAACGCAAGCACCUUGCAUAGCACCCGUCGACUGCCCACCGAGCUUGAUGGGACAAGGGGCGGAUGGAUCCGAAUAGACGUCGAUGUCGACGUCCAAGUCGACGCAGG
Molecule: messenger RNA, 1575 nt
Organism: Rhodofomes roseus
Lineage: Eukaryota; Fungi; Basidiomycota; Agaricomycetes; Polyporales; Fomitopsidaceae
Exons: 1
Coding region: 16-1320 (434 amino acids)
Molecular function (GO): protein binding
Source: RefSeq, a predicted model, not a curated record